This is a messenger RNA of Strongyloides ratti, 4260 nucleotides long. RefSeq names its product Extracellular ligand-binding receptor domain and GPCR, family 3, C-terminal domain and Periplasmic binding protein-like I domain-containing protein. Gene Ontology annotation, cellular component: postsynaptic density membrane. The record is from RefSeq and is a predicted model, not a curated record. Bases 1 to 4260 code for a protein of 1419 amino acids. Gene Ontology annotation, molecular function: adenylate cyclase inhibiting G protein-coupled glutamate receptor activity; G protein-coupled receptor activity involved in regulation of postsynaptic membrane potential. Gene Ontology annotation, biological process: G protein-coupled glutamate receptor signaling pathway; regulation of synaptic transmission, glutamatergic. NCBI's taxonomy places the organism in Eukaryota, Metazoa, Nematoda, Chromadorea, Rhabditida, Strongyloididae. The transcript is spliced from 6 exons.
AUGAAAAUAUUGAAAACAUUUAUAAUAUUUUUAUUUACAUUUACUAUUGUAUAUAGUGAAAUAACAAAUAAUGAUAAUUUGAAAGACCUUUGUUCUGUUUUUGAUCCAUUUAGAAUUUCACCUGAAGAAAAUAAGUAUCAAAUUGGUGGAGCAUUUCCAUUACAUAAAGAUGAUUGUUUAACUUUACGAUCUGAUACAGUUCAAGAUAUUGUCGCAAUUCAAUGGGCCUUAUCCCAUUGGAAUCAAAAUAAUCUUAAUAGUGAUUGUAAAAUUGGUUUUUAUGCUGGUGAUAGUUGUUCAAGGAAUAAAGAAACAAUUUCACAAACACUACGAUUUCUUGAUUCUAUUGGAUACCAUGAACCAAAAGAAUGUGAAGAUACAAAUAAUAAUGGUACACAAAAAUUUGUUUUUCUUAUUUCACCAAAAGAUGCUAAUGCUUCUAUUGCUCUUGGGAAUAUUUUAAAAACAACAAAUUUACCAGUUGGGGUUUACUCCACAGCAUCUUUAAAUUCAUUAAUAAAUAAUAAUAUAAAAAAUAUUAUUUCAACUGCACCACCAGUUAGUGCAUUUAUCGAGAUGUUUGCAAAAAUAAUGUCAUCUUUAAACUCAAAUCUAGUUACAAUUGUCGAUAACAAUGAUAUUGAAACUGUAGAUAAAGUUAUAAAUCAAUUAAAAAAAUAUAAAAUUUAUGUUGCCGAAGUUGUUGCUUAUAAUGAUCCAUUAUUAAAAAAAGUACUUAAAGAAACAGAUAGUAAAAUAAUUUUAUCAAUUUUACCAAAAUCAGAAUUAAUAACAAGUAUUAAUGAUGAAGAAAUUGUUUUAUUAAAUAAAUUAUGGAUAGCAAUACCAUUAGAUAGUGAAAAAAUAAAUGCUAAUGAUUUUUAUUUAUAUGAUAAUUCAUCAAAUUUGCAAAUAAUGAUAUUACAAAAAAAAAUUAAUAAAUAUGAUAAUUUUAAAUCAUAUUUUUUAAAAGUGGUAAAAAAUAAUUAUGAAUCUUAUGCAUUAUUAGUUUCAUAUUUACAACAAAUUCAUAAAUGUGUAUUAGAUGAUAAGAAUAUAAUAAAUAAAAAAAAAUUAACUAAAAAUUUUUCACCUAAAUGUAGUAGUCUUACUAUUGAAAAUAUGGAAGAUGCUUAUGAACAAACAGAAACAUUAGAAAAUAUAAUUUUAUUGACAUAUGGUGUAUCAGCUUUAGCAAAGUCAAUUGAAAAUAAUGAUUCAUUAAAAUUACAAUGCGCAAAAUCAUCAAUUGAUUGUUUAAAUAUAAUAUUUAAGGAACUAACAAAUUUAAAAUAUAAUUUUGGAGCAAAUGAUCCUAUAGAAUUAAAUGACUUAUCAAUAUCAUUUUAUUUAUCACCAUAUGAAAAUAAUGUUAUGUUAUUGUCAGAUCAAAUAAUUGAUGGUUAUUUAGUUAGACCAGAUUUUUUAUUAUCACAAAAUACAGUUAAUUUUGAUAAAAUUUGUGAAUAUCAAAUGGGUGAAAUUUCAAAAUGGAUGAUAUAUAAAAUGUUUAAUAAAAUUUCUAAAGAUAUUAAAUCAACAUGUCCAUUAUAUAGAUCAUAUUGUGGAAAAUGUCAACAUACUGUUCAAGUAAUUGAAGAUAGAUAUUUUUUAUCAAUACCUAAAAAUUAUCCAAUAUAUAUUGUUGGAAUGUUUGAUUUUCAUUAUGGUGAAAAUUGUAAAAAUCUUAAAACAACAACAGAUAUAUCAUUACCAAUGGCAUUUGUUCAUACAGCAUGGACAUUUAGACAAAGAUAUCCACAAUUAAAAUUAUUAAAACACAUUGAUUUUGGAACAAUGAUUGCUGAUGGAUGUUCUUCUGGUAAAGAAGCUAUUAAUUUUGUCGUUCAAUCAGAAUCAACAUGUUAUAGUUUUGAACAAGCUAAUAGAAAUAUAACUAUUGUUCCUGGUAGUACAUUUGGAUAUAUUUCAGGUGUUUCAGGAGAAAAUCAAAUUGCUUUACAACAUUAUUUUUCUGAUUCAUCUAAUGAUGCACCAAUGGUUUCUAUUGAUGGUGAACAUAAUUCAAUUAAUAAAAUAUUUACAACAAUGCCUAGUAAUAAAAAUUUAGGUUUAGUAUUAUUACGUUUCUUAAGAAAAAUGAAAUGGGAAUUUGUUUCUGUUAUUUUAUCAGAAAAUGAUUAUGAAUCAUUAAGUGCUUUUAAACAAUUUGAAAGAAUGGCAAAUGAUAGAGGUAUUUGUAUAGCUGAAGUUAUUAAUGUUAAUACAAAUGGGGGUGAAAAUGUAUAUGUACAUGGAAGUAAUGUUACAUUAAUGUUUACAACAUCAAAAGAUGCUUCUGAAUAUCUUACAGGUCGUUUAAAAAGAGGUUUUGGAUCAAAUGGUGGUAAUAGUAGACAUGGAAUAAAUAAUAUUGUUCAUGUUAUGAUUGGUGAUGCUCAUAAUUUUUAUUUACAUGAUCCAACAAAUGUACAAAAUUUUAUUGGUACUGUUUCUAUUCAACCAAAAGAUGUUCUUUAUCCUGAUUUUAAACAAUGGUUAGAAAUGAUUACACCAUUAACAUUACCUGAAUCAUGGUAUUGGACAAUUGUUGAAGAAAAAUGGCAAUGUGCAUUAUUAAAAAAAAAUAAAGAUUUAUAUGGAGGAAAAAUGUGUACAGGUGAAGAAUUAUUAGAUGUUUCUCAAUUAGGUCGUAUGACUAAAACAGGUUAUUUAGCAAGAGGAAUGGAAAGAUUACUUUUUACAAUGGAUGCUGUAUAUAAUCAACUUUGUAAUGAUAAAAAUGGUAUUUGUGAAGAAUUUUUAAUUAAAGGUAGAAAACAAAUACUUCAAAUUUUAUUAAAUACACCAAUUGAGGAUCAUUUUGAAAUAUAUGAAUUUUUACCUAAAGAAGAUGUUAAAAAUGGUGGAUAUGAAUUUAAAAAAAUAGGUAAUUGGUCAAUAGAAUCAGGUUUACGUUUACAAAUAUUUUAUAAAACAUAUGUAAAUAAUGAAUAUCAAAGUACAUUUCAUCAUAUAUCACAAUGUCUUCCACCACUUUGUAAAUGUUUCUUAGAUUCAACAAAUUUUUUACUAGAACCAUUAAAUCAUAUUACAAUUGAAGAUGGAUUUCAAAAUUUAAAUGAAAAACAAACAUUUCAUUCAAUGAUUUCAAGUAAUUCGUAUAUGCAUCAAGAACCAACAAUAGCAUCAUCAAAAGUUGGUAAAUAUACAUCAUUUUUUGAUCAUUUAACAAAUGGAAUAUGGUCACAUAAUCCAAUAAAUUAUAUUAUAUUAUUAAUAAAUACAGUUUUCCUAUUCUUAGCAAUAGCAAUAUUAGGAUUAGUAAUAUUUAAAAUGUAUAUACGUGUUGUUAAAGGUAAUCAAUCAUUAGGAAUAACAUUACUUAUUGGAAUUAUUGGUCUUUAUAUAACAGGAUAUUUUUUUAUUUUUGAUGCAACUGAUAUAAUUUGUAGAUGUCGAAUGAUAUCACAUGGAUUAUCAUAUACAUUAUGUUUUGGUGUUAUGAUAGCAAAAGCAACACAAUUAAAAAAUGCUGAAACAUUAGGAUUUUCAAAUGUUAUACAUAUAAGUUAUUGGAAUUAUUGGCAAUUAUUAUUUUUUAUUGUUGGUGUUCAAUUAGCAUUAAGUCUUCGAUGGAUUAAUGAACCAUUUGCUUCAACAUUAUUAAUUGAUGCUACAUCAAUAGAUAUAGAUUCAGGUAUAAUGGUAUGUACAUAUGGACAUAGUGAAUUUAUUUUAUCACAUUCAUAUGUUAUUAUUCUUUUAAUAUUAACAUUAUUUAUUAAUUCACAAAAUAGAAAUAUUAAAAGAAAUUAUAAAGAAACAAAAUGGUUAUUUGCUGCAUCAAUAGUAUGUUUUAUUGUAUGGAUUGGAUGGAUUACAACAUAUUUUAUUGUACCAGAUAUAUAUAAGAAUUAUGUUAUUGUAUUUGAGAUAAUAUUUUGUGGAACUGUAUUAUUAGCAUUUAUGUUUGGACCAAAAAUUUAUAUAUUAUUAUCAUAUGAACCUGUAAUUGUUGAAUGUCAACCAAAUGAAACAAUUGUUAAUACUAAAAAUGAUGACAAUGAUUUAUAUGAAAAAAAUUGUGAAUUUGAUGUUAGAAGUGGAUCACCUACUUUAUCUUCUGAAACAGGUAGUUGUCGAUCAAUUAAUUUUGAAACAAAAAUGACAAAUCUAACAAAAUCAAGUAACUCUCCAGCAUCCGGUAUUAUAAGUGAUGAAGAUUUUGAUAAACAAAUAUUUCAUACACAAAUGAGAAAAAAAAAAUUUGAAACAAAUAAUAUUAAAAAAAUUUGA